This is a messenger RNA of Elaeis guineensis (African oil palm), 455 nucleotides long. NCBI's taxonomy places the organism in Eukaryota, Viridiplantae, Streptophyta, Magnoliopsida, Arecales, Arecaceae. The record is from RefSeq and is a predicted model, not a curated record.
GGAGUCCAACAACUCGAUGGGCAUCUGUAGCUUUUGGUGCUGGAGUGGGGAUCGGAAGAGCAUAUACUGAAUGCUCUUACAUAUUUGAUGGUUCGCCUCCAAAGCUGUCUCCAAAGGUUUCAACUGUUCCUUCUGGUUAUGCACAAGAGGAAAAGAAGUGAAGUAUGCCAAUGGAAUGCCAGAACCAUAGGAUGGAGAAAAUAUUAAUUGGCAUUAAAGGGAUUGCCGUUGCUUUCUUUUUUUCUCAUGUAUCUGCGGCAUUUUUCUAUCGUUCCAAUACAUGUAAUACUCUUUUUGCUGAUUCCAAAAGAAUACUGUAACAGUUGUCUUUGGUUGAUUCCGGAGAGCAGAUAAUAAAUGCCUCUCAUGUAACCUGGUAACUGGUACCUGUCACUGCAGAGAAUAUUUUUGAAUAUUUAUGCCACAUAAUCACAACUCUGCGAUCUUUUUCUUUA